UUCCAGCAAUCUACUAUAGUUAGAAGUUAGUUUUAUAUGAAUUUAAAAAUACUUAAUGACCAGUGGCAGUAUGACUAAUAAUUGUAUGAGGUUGGUUGUGAUAUUUUUUUGGAUCAAGGAACUAAAUCAAUAGGAAUGAUCUUGCAAAAUCACGAGUAUUUAAUUAUUCAACUGAUAAGUUGGAUAUGAAAUUCAAAUACAAGGUAAAUUAAUAUAGUCUAAUGAUUUUAUACUAUAUAUAUUUAUUUGGGUUGGUUCGAGUUUUAGUAAGAGAUUUGGAUUUGUGACCAUACAUAUAGAAAAAAAAUACUUUUUGGUAACAUAAAAUUAACUUUUUGGCAUAAGAUUCAGAUUUUUUGCUUAGUAUUCGAUACCUAAACUUUUGAAGAUUUACAAAUAGGUUUAAUUUUGUAUAUGUUGUUUAAAUUAUCUCAUAAAUAGGUAAACCGAUCAUUAUUAAAAAAAAAUUGGUGAAGGCAUACCCAAAUAUAAUAUAAUAGCAAUACUUAGGGGUGGCUAUACGGUCCGGUCCGGUUAAAUUGGCCCAAAUUGAUCCGGUCUAGUUCGGUCUUUUUGAAAAUAUAAGGACCGAAGAUUGGAUUGGAUACAGUCCGGUCUUGAUCCGGUCCGGUUUUGAUCCGGUCCGGUCCCAAUUCGGUCUUGAUUUUACAUUGAGAUUGUGAGAUUUGAGUGGCCUAAGGCCUUAAAGGGUGAGGAGUUGGUUAAGUUUUGUACUAAGUGCAAAGGUUUGUGACCGUUUAUGCAAAUUACCCUUAAGUUUUGGGUGUUGAGCUCUCUUAUCCGGUCUUUAUCCGGCUUUUUACCUCAAAUCUAAGCCCAAAGAUUGGAUUGAAUUGUUUACUAUCCGGUCUCGGUCCGGGUUAUACGGUCCGGUUUCCGGUUUUUAAUCCGGUCCCGGUCCAAAUAGCCACCCCUAGCAAUACUCAUAUCCAAUCCAGGUCUACCCCUACCAAAUAUCCAAAUACAUAUAUACUUUACUGAUACACUAACCAUAAAUCUACAAUUAAUGAAUUUAUAUGAAUUUGAAUAAUUGUGACCCAUUAUGUUCAAUAUAAUUCACCAAGUCCAUGCACGUUACGGAAUGGGCUAUUAUAUUCUCCUCAUGCCUAACUCAUAUAUAAGCAUUUAGCUCACUAAACGGUGCAAUGAGCCCAAAUAUCACGGUACAAUUAUAAAAUAAUUUUCUAAGCCCAACUAUUUGCACGGCUGCUUACCAUGCUAAAAAAAACUAUCUGGAACACACACAAAAAAAAAAAACAAUUAAAGAAGCUCUAAUAUACACCAUGCAAUUGGGAUCAACAGGAGAUUUGGGUUUCAAGGCCUCCUAUCUGUUUAUUAGACCAACUGCAUUUGGAUACCUGUACUAUUUCACACCACUAAAGAAAUAACACAGGUUUUGUUGAUAAAAAGAUAACAUUUGGCAAUUAUUUUCUUUUUUGAGUUAUCUAUCUACACAAUAUAUAAUUCUAACACUAAUAUAAAGAGGUUCUCAUAUAAAUAAGUUUAUUUCUAUAUUUUCAACCCUCUAAGUGAUAUCCAUUUUUAUAUGUUUUAGAGAUUUUUUUACGUCAUCUUACCACUAUCAUAUCACGAUAGUCAGUGGUAUGAUGUUGAUAUGACAAUGAUAUAAUGUGAUAUGAUCCUGAUUAGCGCCAUAAACAAUCCAGAAUGGAGUCGACAAGGAGCUAUAUCGUCAAGCCAAAAGGACCCUAAAAAUUGGCUAAGUGUUCUCCCUGUUUCGGGUUACCUAGUUGGCAAGCUUGGUCGUUCGAAAUGGCUCGAUAGAAAUCCAAAGGGAGGAUCCAGAAUGAAAUUUAAAGUGUUGUUCUAUGAUUCCCAAGGCUUGGAAGGGCCAUCACAAUAGUUCAAGGUCGUUUUCCAGGUCUCUCUACUUGUUAUGGCAGAACCGAGAAACUAGCCAGAAUUGGCUAAGUCUGGAAGACAGUUCGAGAGGGCUACUUUGAAGAGCCACUCGAGAUGGAAGGAGGAGAAUCAAGCUGCUAGGUUUGUGCCACACGAAAGUGGACGUUUCCUUCUCCAGCCUGAAGGAAUUGGUUGAGCACAUACACACCUGGAAGGCCUCGAUCGAGCGAGCAGAAGAUCGAAGGAAGCCUCGUUUUGGAGGACUGCUGCUCAGCAAAUCCGAAUCCGUUUCGGAUUAGAAUUACGUGUUCUUUUUGGUUUUGACUUCCAUUUUUUUGUGUUUUAGAACAAUUAGGUUUUCCCUUUUGAAAUGUACGCAUAGAUAGGUCUAUUUAAACUCGUUUUCAAGGCAUUGUAAGGCAGAUCUUGAGAGUUAGAAUUCCAGUUUUGGAGUUUCGUUCAUUAAGCUUUUGUGCUUGUGAAUUGGUUGAAUUGCUUGGAGUAAUCCGAGAGUUCAAGAGCUUGUAUCGAUCGAGUGAUUCCCCAUCGAUCGUGGCCAGCAUCGACGUAUACUCUUCGAGCCCUCUUCCGCGUGUAAGAUUGCACGAGAGUUCCGUUCCCACGUCAACAACCUCCGCCCCUGUUUUUAUGUUUGUGUUCGUACAAUUCUCAAAUUUGAACAAGUUGCGCGAGUUCAAUCACGAUCCUAGCUCCUAGGGUCGUAUUAUAAUGCUGACAUGAUAUUGGUAUGAUAGGGAUAUGGUGUUGAUAUGAGGUCUUAUAUUUAUCAAAAUAAUUUGAUGACAUCAUAUCUGUAUCAUAUCAUGAUAUUAUCAUUAGAUCAUAUAAAUAUUAUGAACAGUUAUUCACCUAUAAGUUACUAAUGGGUUCCGCUCCCAAAAAAUAGGGGUUAAGACUUAGGAGUGUAAACAACACUUGUAGAAUUGGUCUACUUGCAUAUCAAGUGGACCAACAUGAAAUAUUACCAUUUGAUGUUGGGUUAUAGAUAUGCCCAUCUACUAUGAAGUUUUAUCAAAUAUGUUCAUCUACUAUUUUUUACAUCAAACAUGUUAUUCUGUUAAAAUUUCUAUUGAAAAAAUCGCCAAUCAUGGUUGAACCGAGAUUUAGACGACCCAACAGGCCAACAACGACAAAUGGGAGGGAAAAUAAAAGUUUUGACCGCUAUUUUAUUUCUCUAGGUCUCGUCAAAGUGAAAUUAUUAGAAUUAUUUGGCCAUACAUAAAAAACCAAAAAAAAAUCUAAAGUGAAAUUAUUAUGGAUAUUUUAGAUAUUUGUGUCGCCCAAACCAAAGUUUUGCCGUGGUUAACGAUUUUUGGAUGAAAAUUACAACAAAAAUGCAUGUUUGAUAAUUUUCCCAAAGUACACGGGCAUGUUUGAUGUAAAAAAUAGCAGAGGGCAUGUUAGCUAAAAUGUCAUAAUAAAGGGGCAUAUUAUACUUAUAACCGUUUGAUGUUUGUUUGAUUUUCAUCUGCCAAGUAAAAUACAACUACGUACAAAGUUAUGUUCCUUAACAUCUUCCCUGAAACUUGUUGAUUCCUGUGGCGUUUCUAGCCUUUGGUUUUGGUUUAUUAUCGCUACGCUUCUUUUAUAAAAUGAGAACCAUGUUCAAUUGUAAAAUAGAAACAAAUUUAUAUAUGUUUGUAAUAUUAGAAGUUUGAAAUUAAAUCAAUUAAAUGAUAGUAAUAAGAAUCCUUAUCUACAGAGUCGCCCCUCAACUAACUUAUAGUUGAUAAACUAAUUUUAUCAUGACCUUUAGCAAUUAGUGUUACAUGUAGAAAAAUUUCACAAUUUUAAUAUAUAAACUUCUUUGAAUAUUUCACAAUUUUUUUAUUGAUCAUCUUAUCAUCAUUACCAUAUUCUUCGCCUACGAUUUUUUCUCAUCUACAAUGCUUGUUCCUCGCAUAAAUUAUCGUAGAUAGA
Linum trigynum is the source of this 3825-nucleotide messenger RNA. NCBI's taxonomy places the organism in Eukaryota, Viridiplantae, Streptophyta, Magnoliopsida, Malpighiales, Linaceae. The record is from the annotation of a GenBank genome assembly.